GGUGGUAUUGUGAUGUACCGUCGCCGUGCAUCGCGCAGCCGUGCGGUCAUUCCGACAAGUUAACGCAGUUACGAAUGAGUGAAAGUUAUAUUGAUAAACGAAUAGAUUUGAAAAAGAUAAAUACUAUCAUAAAGCAAAAUGGUGUUAUUGAACUUAUUAUUGUGGGGUUUGGCCCUCGUGAUAAUCGGGAUCCUCGUGAUGAUAGGACGUCAAAAAAUCUAUUGGCGUUUGCGGAAAAUUCCGUACAUCGACGGUUAUCCCGGUUUUGGAAUUCUCGGGCCGAUAUUUUUCGGGCAUAAAUCCAUGAACGACGUGGCCCAAUAUUGUUAUAAUUCGUGUCCAGGUUCCAAAUAUGUUGGUGCGAUGGAUUUCAAUGAUGCCGUAUUGAUAAUAAAGGAUCCGGAAAUUGUGAGAGAAAUAACGGUCAAGAGUUUCGAUUAUUUUUUAAAUCAUCAAAGUUUCGUUGACCCCGACUUCGAUCCUUUGCUAUCGAAAAAUGUUUUCUCAUUGACAGACGAUCGUUGGCGUGAAAUGAGAAGUACUUUGAGCCCGGCAUUCACUGCCAGCAAAAUGAAAUAUAUGUUUCAACUCGUGUCCAAAUGUUCGACUGAUUUUGUACAGUACUUGACAAAACAUCCUGAGAUUAUUAUCGAAGAUGUCGAUCUCAAAGACGUGUACACGAGAUACACGAACGACGUGAUUGCAACGGCAGCCUUCGGCGUCAGCGUUAACUCGUUGGAGGACCGUGAUAACGAGUUUUAUUUGAACGGCAAAGACGCCACAAGUUUCGAUGGUUUGGGUAGAAGCAUCAAGUUCAUCGGGGGCAGACUGUUCCCGAAGCUCAUGCGCUCCAUGGGACUAACCUUUCUCUCGCCCAAAGCUGACAAAUUUUUCAAGACUUUGGUUUCCGAUACGGUGAAAACGCGCGACGAAAAGGGCAUCGUCCGACCCGAUAUGAUUAAUUUGUUGAUGCAAGCCAGAGACAACGAACAUGGCGUCGAAAUGACGACAGACGAUAUAACAGCCCAAGCAUUUAUAUUUUUCUUCGCCGGAUUCGAAACGUCCGCUACUCUCAUGUGCUUGACUUCGCACUUGCUGUCUCAUCACCCGGAAAUUCAAGAUCGACUCAAGACAGAAAUCGAUUGCGUCUUGGAGGAAGAACAAGGAAACAUCACUUACGACUCGCUCUCGCGGAUGAAGUACCUGGACAUGGUCAUCUCGGAAACCCUCAGACUUUACCCACCGACACCCCUGACCGAUCGAGUUUGCAUAAAACCCUACGAACUUCCCGCACCUUUCGCCGAAAAUUCUGAGCCUUUCGUCGUUCAACCGAAAACCAUUCUUUGGGUUAAUAUUUUUGGCUUCCAUCGCGAUCCCAAUUACUUUCCGAAUCCUGACGUAUUCGAUCCCGAACGUUUCAACGACGAAAACAAAAAUAAUAUAAAACCCUAUACUUACAUGCCGUUCGGAUUGGGACCGAGGAAGUGCAUCGGCGAGAGAUUCGCGCUUAUGGAAACCAAAAUUCUUAUCGUUCAACUUUUGCGUCAUUUCGUUUUCAAAGCCUCCGAUAAAACUACGAAAUAUUUUAACUUUUCGAAAAAGUCAUUCGACAUGGUCCCUGAAAGCGGAUUCUGGAUGAGAUUGGAAAAACGCGAGUAAAAUAAAAAAACGUCAAGUUCGAUCGCGCACAAGCCCGUCGUCUCGGACCGAUUGUUUCUAUUAUCCCGGAUGCUCUUUAUUCACAUUUAUUUGACAAUGUUGUCAGAAAUUUUCAAAAUUCAUUAGCAAAA
Molecule: messenger RNA, 1790 nt
Organism: Venturia canescens
Lineage: Eukaryota; Metazoa; Arthropoda; Insecta; Hymenoptera; Ichneumonidae
Product: cytochrome P450 9e2-like
Exons: 1
Coding region: 139-1659 (506 amino acids)
Molecular function (GO): monooxygenase activity; oxidoreductase activity, acting on paired donors, with incorporation or reduction of molecular oxygen; heme binding
Source: RefSeq, a predicted model, not a curated record